AUGUCAACUACCUUUCCAGGUCUCGUCCACGAUGCAGAGAUACGUCAUGACGGAUCAAACAGUUACCGUUUGAUGCAGCUUGGAUGCCUGGAGUCUGUGGCCAACUCGACCGUCGCCUAUUCCUCCUCAUCUCCUCUCACUUACUCUACCACGGGCACCGAGUUCGCCUCCCCGUACUUCUCCACUAACCACCAGUACACCCCACUGCACCACCAGUCCUUCCACUACGAGUUCCAACACAGCCACCCGGCAGUCAACCCCGACGCUUACUCCUUGAACUCUCUCCACCACUCCCAGCAAUAUUACCAGCAGAUCCACCAUGGAGAACCCACUGAUUUUAUCAACCUGCACAAUGCGCGGGCACUCAAGUCCUCUUGCUUGGACGAGCAGAGGAGAGAGCUGGGGUGCUUAGAUGCUUACCGCCGCCACGACCUGUCUCUUAUGAGCCAUGGAUCCCAAUAUGGGAUGCAUCCAGAUCAAAGACUCCUGCCAGGACCAAGCCUCGGGCUUGCAGCCUCGGGAGCAGACGAUUUGCAGAGCUCAGUGGAGGCCCAGUGUGGACUUGUACUCAACGGGCAAGGAGGUGUGAUAGAAGAGGUAAGAGGUGGCACCUGUGUUGUCAACCCCACCGACCUGUUCUGCUCCGUUCCUGGUCGCUUGUCUCUGCUCAGCUCCACUUCCAAGUACAAAGUGACCAUCGCAGAGGUAAAGAGGCGCCUUUCACCACCAGAAUGCCUCAACGCCUCCCUCCUCGGAGGUAUUUUGAGAAGAGCAAAAUCCAAGAACGGAGGACGCUGCUUGCGAGAAAAAUUAGACAGACUUGGACUAAAUUUACCUGCAGGAAGAAGAAAAGCAGCAAAUGUCACACUCCUGACUUCCCUGGUAGAAGGGGAAGCACUACAUUUGGCCAGAGAUUUCGGCUACACCUGUGAAACAGAGUUCCCUGCCAAGGCAGUAGGAGAGCACAUUGCCAGACAGCACAUGGAACAGAAAGAGCAGACAGCGAGGAAAAAGAUGAUCCUAGCGACGAAACAAAUAUGUAAAGAAUUCCAAGACCUCCUAAGUCAAGACAGAUCACCCCUCGGAUCCUCCAGACCGACUCCAAUAUUAGACCUCGACAUCCAGAGACAUUUAACACAUUUCAGUUUGAUCACUCAUGGUUUUGGAACUCCUGCAAUAUGUGCUGCCCUAAGCACUUUCCAAACUGUUCUCAGUGAAAUGCUGAACUACUUGGAAAAGCACACAUCGCACAAAAACGGAGGAGCGGCGGAAUCCGGCCAAGGACACGCCAACUCGGAGAAAGCCCCCCUGCGGAAAACUUCAGAGGCUGCUGUGAAAGAGGGCAAAACAGAAAAGACAGACUAGCUACAUCAAACAGAAUCUAUUUCGAGAGAGUCUUGCUGCUGAUAUUUUUUUUAAAUAUAUAUAUCAUUGAGGGCAAUUUAUCUCCAGUGGACCAAAUCCAGAAAAAAAAAAAAGGGGGGGGGGAAAGGAAAAAAUAGUAAAAAGAAAAUAAAAAGAAAGUAAAAAAGAAAGAUUAAAACAGAGAGAAAGAGAGAGCGUGAGAGAGGAAAGUAUUCAACCCUAAGAACAGCAGUGUACAGUAAUUGUGUGAUGAAAUUGUCACUUUUUUAAAAUUUAUGUUGCUCUAAACUGCUUUUUUGUGCACGUAGUAUUUGAUUGUUCUGAAUGAUACACUAACACUGUUUUUUAUAAGCACUUCUGGACUUGGCUGAGGUGGCACAUGAAAUUUGAAGCACUUUCUUCUCCGGCAGCAGAGUUAGGGUCGGUGCAUCAGUUGUGGGACACAUAGUUCCAGCAUCCUGACUUUGCUCUCAUGCUGGAUAGAUUGAAAGAAAGGCUUCCUCUGUUCCAUUGGAAACGCCUGAUCUACUCACCAUUGGGAAAACAAUAUGGAAAUCUGGCAAAAGAGAAAUUCUUGGGUCAUGGGACAAAUGAACCAUCCUGUACAUGGGAAUGCACAAUAAAGCUGCAAUGGAAUGAGGCCAGAACCUGUUGGGAAUCUGUCCUGACCAU
Messenger RNA from Vidua macroura (Pin-tailed whydah), 2037 nucleotides. It is a transcript of the gene TFAP2D, whose product is annotated as transcription factor AP-2 delta. Gene Ontology annotation, cellular component: nucleus. Gene Ontology annotation, molecular function: DNA-binding transcription factor activity, RNA polymerase II-specific; RNA polymerase II transcription regulatory region sequence-specific DNA binding. The record is from RefSeq and is a predicted model, not a curated record. Lineage: Eukaryota; Metazoa; Chordata; Aves; Passeriformes; Viduidae. Gene Ontology annotation, biological process: regulation of transcription by RNA polymerase II; anatomical structure development; regulation of cell population proliferation.